GUCGACUUGUUUUUUUUUUUUUUUUUUUUCUGAUAAAGUAGUUAAAUAGCUAAGCCAAUCAUAAAAGGUUUCUGUUGUAUCUUAUCUUUAUUCUUUUCUUCAAUGCUAACAAUUUUCUUUUUUCACUUUUGAAUUGUUUUUAUUGUUUAUGUUUCAUAGGGACCCUCACUGUUCAGAAGAGCAUAACGCAAUAUUCAUAUUAUAUUACACAUCUAUCGAAUAAACUAACAAGUCAAAAGUGUGAAUCGAACGUUGCAUGUUAAUUUGCUAUAUAUAUUAUAUAUAUUCAGCCAUUUAUUUAAAUAACUGUUGGUUUCUUCAUUCAACAUGCACAGAAUGAAGAUUCAAUUUUGUUUCAUUUUUGUGACAUUUUUAACUUCAUUUACUUCCAUUCCAUUAACCCAUGCCACGUCUCGUUACUAUCGAACACUAGCGGGUGGUCACCGCCAAGGUGGUUCGACCAAAUUUAACGAACAACCACUAGCGGAAAUUGCAAUCUACGAGGCGGUUUUAGCCCUCCAUGAAGAUGCCUCCGUUAAAGCUUCACCUAACGUUCUUGGGUUAAAGGGUGAGGAUACUGAAUGGGUUACCAUCCAAGUUGACCAUCCAGAACCUUCUCCAGAUGAUUGGGUUGCUGUUUUCUCUCCAGCACAAUUCAAUGGAUCAACUUGUUCUUAUGAAGAUUAUACAAGAAUACAGCCUCCAUAUAUAUGUUCAUCUCCUAUAAAGUUCAUGAAUGUAAGCUACGAAAAUCCGGAUUACGUGAAUACAGGCAAAAGUUUACUAAGGUUGCAGAUCAUAAACCAACGUUCUGAUUUCUCUUUUGCAUUGUUCUCCGGUGGCUACUCAAAGCCGGAACUAAAAGCAGUCUCGAAUACUAUAACAUUUGCAAACCCGAAAGCGCCUCUUUAUCCUCGCCUUGCUCUCGGGAAGUCUUGGGAUGAGAUGACAGUAACAUGGUCGAGCGGCUACAACAUAGAUGAAGCGGUGCCAUUUGUCGAAUGGGCUAUGAAGGGUCACCACCAAGCACAAUCACGUUCACCCGCCGGAACACUAACAUUUACUCAAAACGACAUGUGUGGAGGAGCAGCGCGUGGUGUAGGAUGGCGAGAUCCAGGCUUCAUACACACGGCUUUCUUGAAGAAUCUUUGGCCAAACAUGGUGUACAUGUACCGAAUGGGUCAUAUGUUACAAAAUGGCGAGUAUGUUUGGAGCAAGACAUACUCGUUCAAAGCGUCACCUUACCCUGGCCAGGACUCGUUACAACGCGUAAUAAUAUUUGGAGAUAUGGGAAAAGGAGAACGUGAUGGCUCUAACGCGUAUAGCAACAAGCAUCCUGGUGCAAUCAAUACAACCGACACACUCAUAAAAGAUUUGGAAAAUUAUGAUAUUGUUUUGCACAUAGGAGAUAUGUCAUAUGCCAAUGGAUACAUUUCUCAAUGGGAUCAAUUUUUGGCACAGAUGGAGCCCAUUAGUUCAAAAGUCCCCUAUAUGGUUGCCAGUGGAAAUCAUGAACGUGAUUGGCCAAACAGUGGAUCGUUUUACGACGUCGACGAUUCUGGUGGCGAGUGUGGUGUGCCAGCCGAGACAUUGUUCUACGUUCCUGCGGAAAACCGAGCAAAAUUUUGGUACUCGAUGGAUUACGGGAUGUUUCAUUUUUGUGUAGCGGAUACAGAACACGAUUGGAGGAUCGGUACAGAACAAUAUGCGUUUAUAGAGAAAUGUUUGGCAUCAGCCAAUAGGCAUAAACAGCCAUGGCUUAUUUUUGUUGCUCAUCGUGUUCUCGGGUAUUCAUCGAACGAAUGGUACGGACUUGAAGGCUCGUUUGAGGAGCCCAUGGGUCGAGAACACUUGCAACAUUUAUGGCAAAAAUACAAGGUUGAUAUCGCAUUCUUCGGCCAUGUUCAUAACUAUGAAAGAGUUUGCCCCAUUUAUCAGAAUCAAUGUGUGAACAAUGAAAAAUCUCACUACUCGGGUACAGUGAACGGAACGAUUCAUAUAGUUGCUGGUGGUGGAGGGAGUCAUUUGUCUGAUUUCUCUGAGCUGGAUACAGUUUGGAGCAUUUACAAAGAUCAUGAUUUCGGGUUUGUAAAACUAACCGCGUUUAAUCAGUCAUCAUUGCUUAUGGAGUACAAGAAAAGCAGCGACGGAGAAGUUUACGACUCCUUCACUAUUACAAGAGAAUAUAAAGACGUGUUGGCUUGUGUUCACGAUGGUUGCGAACCCGUUACACUUGCAGCUUAACUUCCAAUUCAACUGACAAUUGUAAAUUUAGCUUUUAAGUGCAUGUUUCAUUAGUAUGGUAUUUCAUUAUAGAAUAAAUGUACCUUUUUGUUGUAAUGAAUGUAAUGUACUUUUCAACU
Messenger RNA from Helianthus annuus (common sunflower), 2363 nucleotides. RefSeq names its product probable inactive purple acid phosphatase 27. Lineage: Eukaryota; Viridiplantae; Streptophyta; Magnoliopsida; Asterales; Asteraceae. The coding region runs from base 328 to 2244 and encodes 638 amino acids. The transcript has 11 exons. Gene Ontology annotation, molecular function: acid phosphatase activity; metal ion binding. The record is from RefSeq and is a predicted model, not a curated record.